Bolinopsis microptera is the source of this 1309-nucleotide messenger RNA. Its product is annotated as procathepsin L-like. The coding region runs from base 26 to 1006 and encodes 326 amino acids. The record is from RefSeq and is a predicted model, not a curated record. Lineage: Eukaryota; Metazoa; Ctenophora; Tentaculata; Lobata; Bolinopsidae. Gene Ontology annotation, molecular function: cysteine-type endopeptidase activity. The transcript is spliced from 7 exons. Gene Ontology annotation, cellular component: lysosome.
UCACAAUCCACUCUCUCCUCUAGAAAUGCUGUUUGCGGUCGUAUUUGGUUUAUUUGCAGUGGCUCAUUCCCUGCCAGCUAUUUACCAGUUCAACUCCUGGAAGCAGGCUCAUGGCAAGAUUUAUCAACCUGAGGAGGAAGUGAAAAGGAUGGAAAUCUUCAUGAACAACUUGAAGUACAUUGAGGAGUUCAACGCUCGCAAGGACAGGACCAUGACCCUUGGACUCAACAAAUUCGCUGACCUGACCAACGAAGAGUUCAGAACUUUGAUGACAGGAUCAGUUAAUGCAACAAAAGAACUCCAAGCUUGGUUCGACAAGGAAGCCUCUACCUUCAUGCCCCCAGCUAACUUUGAAGCACCCGCCUCUGUUGACUGGCGGAACAAAGGUUAUGUGACCGAUGUCAAAGACCAAGGGCAAUGUGGGUCCUGUUGGGCCUUCUCUAGCACAGGGAGCAUUGAAGGACAAUGGUUCAGAAAGUCCGGAGCAUUAGUAAGCUUGAGCGAGCAGCAGCUUCUAGACUGCUCUACAGCUUAUGGAAACCAAGGUUGUAAUGGUGGUCUGAUGGUAAACAGUUUUGCUUACGUAAUACACAAUGGAGGUAUCGAUACUGAAUACCGAUACCCCUAUGAGGCUAUGUUGAAUAAUUGCCGAUACCAGACUAGUUACGUUGGAGCAAAAGUAACCGGUUACGUCAACGUUGUGGCCUAUGAGAGAGACCUCAAACAGGCAGUUGCUUCAAUCGGUCCUAUUUCUAUUGCAAUUGAUGCAAGCCAACAGUCCUUCCAAUUUUACACAGAUGGAAUCUACUCAGAGCCUUACUGCAGUUCAGUAUACCUUGACCACGCCGUUCUUGCAGUGGGCUAUGGGAGCGACAAUGGAGAAGACUACUGGAUCGUCAAAAACUCUUGGGGAGAUAUGUGGGGAGAAAGUGGGUACAUCAGGAUGGCAAGAAACUCCGGCAACAUGUGUGGAGUUGCCUCCAUGGCGAGCUAUCCUCUUGUUUAGAAGAACUGUCAAAUGUUUCUUUUGCUGAUAAAUGAUGACUAUUAUUAGCACCAUAUCACCAAUGUGAUAGUUUGAUUUUAGACUUUAAACAAGCUCCGUUAGCAUAGUAGUGAUUUGAGAAUGAUUGUUUUAAAUCAUUGAACUAGUCGAAUGCACUAAGGAAGAUGCAUUAUGGUAUAUAAUUCUCCUAGAAUGAAGGGUAAACUGUAACAUACCUGGUUUUUAAUUACAACGGAAUUAAUGUGUAUGUGAUAAUGAAUUUAAACACUUUCAAUUUAAGUUAGCCUGAGCUCUUUUUCAUUA